AUUGCUUAUUUCAAUGUUGGCGUGUAUUCUUAAUACUAUAGUAUCAAUAUCGUUUUGUUCGCUGUGGAAAUAACAAAGUUUCGUCAUGAUACUAAACGACGUGAACAAACUUCUUCAAGAAUUAGAAAAAACUGAAUUGGAAGCUCCAAGUGGAGUUGCAACAGCACAGACGUAUGCACAGUUAUUAGCUAUAUAUCUUUAUCAAAAUGAUCUAUGCAAUGCCAAGUACCUAUGGAAACGAAUACCAUCGGACUUGAAGAGCGGAAGUGCGGAGCUUAAGCAGAUAUGGGUGGUAGGGCAGCGCAUGUGGCAAAGGGAUUGGCCCGCGGUUCACGUUGCCCUUAACGCAAAGUGGAGCGACGACGUGUCCGAUAUUAUGGCUGCUUUAAAAGAUAACGUUCGAGAAAGAGCGAUCACCCUGAUAUCCAAAGCGUAUUCGUCAUUGGGCUUGACCGUGUUCGCAUCGAUGACGGGUCUGUCGUUGGAAGAAGCUCGUCGACUUGUCAUCGAGAGAGGAUGGACCAUAGACGGAACGAUGGUACAACCGUGCAAGAUCGAGAAAGAAGAAGAAUGCAACGUGGCCAGUGAAGUUGGUCUCACGGAGGAUCAGCUGCGCAAACUCACGCAAUUCGUGUCCUUCUUGGAGAACUGAACGAACAACGUGUCGUCAAUGACGAGACACUCAACAUCAAGACUCGAUCGACAGUACUUUAAACUUAGUCUUACCUCGUAAUCGUAUUAUAUAAAGGAGGAAGUGUGCUCGAAAGGAAGCACCUGUGUUUCUACCCUAAGUAUACACCGCGAUCUACCUACGCGUCCUGUCUGCUCAAUCGGAAGAAACGAUCCGAUGAAGCUCGUUGCAUGCGUGGAGUCAACAACUCGAUUAAUCAAUAAUUUUAUGCCGUUCACGGAGACUGGUAUUUUCUAGAAAAGAAAGACUCUUUGAAGAGAGGAAAAAACGAAUCACAGUUUCCAACGAGUAUAUUAUAGAUAUCUUGACCCAUCGGUGUUCACUUUAGCAUUAAAUCAUCGGAACGAAUUGCUCUGUGUUGUAUAGAAAGAAAUAAUAAUAAUAAUUACGGACGCGAUCAUUACCGUCCCGAUACAACGCUUCACCUAUAAAACAUUGAUUGCCUUAUCAUUCAA
Molecule: messenger RNA, 1146 nt
Organism: Megachile rotundata (alfalfa leafcutting bee)
Lineage: Eukaryota; Metazoa; Arthropoda; Insecta; Hymenoptera; Megachilidae
Gene: CSN8
Product: COP9 signalosome subunit 8
Biological process (GO): protein deneddylation; COP9 signalosome assembly
Cellular component (GO): COP9 signalosome
Source: RefSeq, a predicted model, not a curated record